This is a messenger RNA of Gilbertella persicaria, 534 nucleotides long. RefSeq lists its product as uncharacterized. Lineage: Eukaryota; Fungi; Mucoromycota; Mucoromycetes; Mucorales; Choanephoraceae. The transcript has a single exon. The record is from RefSeq and is a predicted model, not a curated record. The annotation marks the transcript as partial.
ACAAAGCGCCCAAGCAAUUCAUACACGGACAAGCAAAGGCAUCUUUUUAUUUGGUUACUUGAAGAAAAGUUGUUGACCGCCGUAGCAGCAGCUCGUGAAGUCGGUGUUAACACACGUACUGGGCAAUCAUGGGCCAAGACAUGCAGAGACGAUCCUGAGAAGAAGGUUCCUAUGCCAAAAACAGAUAAAAAACGCGGUCCUAAACCUACCUUACUAGCAACAGAUCACAAAAGCCACAUCAUUAAUUACAUCGACGAAAAUGCAACAGCAAUCGUCAGCGACGUCAUGGACAGUUUAACAAAUGCAUUCAUGGACCUGAAGCUCACAAAAUCGUCAGUACAACAAUUUAUGACAAACGAAUGCAACUUCUCUUUUAAGAAAGUACAGCUACACGCAGUCAAGCGAAAUAGGCCAGAAACCAUUCAACAGAGAUACGACUGGGCAAUAAGAUACCAAGGCACGGCCAUGAACUUCCUUACGAAUUGCGUUUUUAUUGAUGAGACUGCCUUCCACAUCCACUUGAAAAGAAGCUAC